AUGCCCGUUCCCGCCUCGCCGUCCCCGCUCUCAGUGCCCACGCCGGCAGGCAUAUUGACGCACGAGGCGUCCGUCGUGCGUCCUGCUGGCCACGAACACGGCACGCCCGACUUUCGGGAUGACCUCUGUGUCGUACCCACCACGUUGCACGGCAACACGGCGGAUGCACAGAGCUGCGCGUCCGACGUGCCCGUGUCAUCGACACUGCCCGCGCCAGCAGGUGUACAAACGAGCACGAAGCCCGUUGAUAGCAUGUCGGACGUACAUUGCUGCACGUCUGACGUGCCCCAUCCAUCUACGAUCUGCUGCACAAUGGGUACAUCGAGCCUACCACUUGAUGUACACGCUGUCAGCGAGAACGACGAUGCGCCCGGUGUAUUCGCAAAUGUACCCAGCGCGCUUGCCGACUCCUCAUGCGCGAGCGGCGGCACCGGUGUACACAGUACACUCCACGAUGGUGGACCCCGUACGCACAUCAUGGCCGCAACGCCCGCGUCGGAAGGCAGCAUGACGAACAACGAGUUCGUUGUGUGCCUCCCUGACGUCAAAGAUGGAGUGUUCUGCCGGGCCGUCUCAUUGUAUUUCGAUACCACCGCACGCGGUGGAUACAUCGAGCUCAUCGCUGAUGUAUCCCCUGUCGCUUUCCCUCAGGGCAUGCGUGAUGUGCGUCUGCCCGUGCUCGGCGCUAUCCUGCCCAUUCCCAUCUCGACUUCUCCGAGUCUGCUGCCCACACCGAUGUGUGGUACAACGAGCACCGAGCUCGCUGCACCCGGUGUUGGCAACUCUACGGAGCCACUGACACCGUUGACCGCCUGGCUAACGAGUCCAGCGUUGUCGCGGCACACGACGCACGACUGGCACGUCUUUCUAACUGUACUUACCACUACCUGCUAA
This is a messenger RNA of Fomitopsis serialis, 894 nucleotides long. RefSeq lists its product as uncharacterized. The record is from RefSeq and is a predicted model, not a curated record. NCBI's taxonomy places the organism in Eukaryota, Fungi, Basidiomycota, Agaricomycetes, Polyporales, Fomitopsidaceae. The transcript has 3 exons. The coding region runs from base 1 to 894 and encodes 297 amino acids.